AUGGAUAACUUUAUUCAAAUAAAUAGAAAACGUGUUGAAGACUCAGGAAAGAGUACAAAGGAAACUGUAGAAAAACGAAAAAAAUACAGAAAAUAUGAUGACCAAUAUUUAGAUUUUGGAUUUACUUACGUUAGCAAAGGAAAUGUGGAACUACCCCAAUGUGUUGUUUGUCAUAAGGUGCUGGCAGCUGAAAGUAUGCUUCCUAAUAAAUUGAAACGUCAUUUAGAAACAGUUCACAGUAAUUUACAAGGAAAACCGCGAGAUUUUUUUGCAAGAAAAUUGCGAGAACUGAAACAUCAGUCGACAUCCUUGUUUUCCAGAGCAUCUAUUUCCUCCAAAGCACUGCUCGCCUCUUAUAAGGUCGCUCACCGUAUUGCCAAAUGCAAGAAACCACACACGAUUGCUGAAGAUCUUAUUUUACCUGCAGCGAUUGAUAUGGUAUCAGUAAUGAUUGGAGAAUCGGCGGCUAAAGAAAUAAAAAAUAUUCCUCUUUCUAACAAUACGAUUAGUCGUCGCAUUCAUGACAUAGCUGAAGACAUUAAUGAGCAAAUUGUGGAAAAACUUUCUGGUUUAUAUGCCAUUCAACUGGAUGAAGCGACAGACAGUAAUAACGACGCUCAAUUAAUAUGUUACGUGCGGUACAUGGAAGGAGCAAAUGUAUGUGAGGAUUUGUUAUUUUGCAAAGAAAUGACUGAUACCGGGAAGGCUAGUGAUUUGUUUGCGAUCAUAGAUUCAUACAUGAAAGAAAAUAACAUUCAAUGGGAGAACUGUGUUGGUGUGUGUACAGAUGGAGCUCGCGCGAUGUCAGGGCAAUAUGGAGGACUUCAAGCUCUCAUUAAAACCAAGGCACCAAAUGCAAAAUGGACACAUUGCGUCAUACAUAGGGAGGCCCUGGCUACAAAAAAUAUUUCACCUGAAUUAAAUCUUGUGAUUGAUAUAAUUAUUAAAGUGGUAAACUUUAUAAAAACAAGACCCGUGAAGGCAAGA
This is a messenger RNA of Centruroides sculpturatus (bark scorpion), 987 nucleotides long. RefSeq names its product SCAN domain-containing protein 3-like. The transcript has a single exon. The record is from RefSeq and is a predicted model, not a curated record. NCBI's taxonomy places the organism in Eukaryota, Metazoa, Arthropoda, Arachnida, Scorpiones, Buthidae. The annotation marks the transcript as partial.